Molecule: messenger RNA, 384 nt
Organism: Clunio marinus
Lineage: Eukaryota; Metazoa; Arthropoda; Insecta; Diptera; Chironomidae
Source: the annotation of a GenBank genome assembly
AUGAUAGAUGACGAAGUUUUCCGUUUUGGACAUGAUAACUUUAUUUAUAUCCUUUUCAUGCGACAUCCCAUGACUCUCACGAUGAUAAAUCAUAAAGUGAUUUAUGCUAAUGAAAAUACUAAUUUAGAUCUGGAACCUUCUCUCAAGCCGACUCUUGCUACGAAUAUACUUAGCGUGGAUGACCUCACGACCGAUGAUUCCUCUUACCAUAGCAUCUCAUUAAAUCUAUUUAAAAAAAUCAAUGGUAUAGACAAACAAAUUCAAUUUCUUACGGACAGAGACGCUUUUCUCGAUGUGGAAAUCUAUUGGAGUGUGAAAUUUUGUUACAAUUUUAACUCACUUCAAUGGAAUCACGUGCUGGUGUGUAGUGCUGCAAUAACUUAA